AUGGCCGUUAAGCCCAGAACCGACCGCCCCGUCGCGGUCAUCGGUGGCGGUGUCCUUGGCCGCCGCAUUGCUUGCACUUUCAUCGCAGCUGGAUACGACGUCAACAUCCGGGAUCCUUUCCCGGCCGCCCUCCGCGAUGCUGCCGAGUACAUCGAAACUCACAAAGUUGAAUUCUCAUUGAUGCCCCGCAUCCACAAGGCUCACGAGGUUGCCGAUGCAGGAGAUGAGGCCUCACUGGAGGCGUCCACCGACGCACCCUUUGGCGUCUGCAAGACUUUCACCGAUAUGGAGCCCGCCGUCUCCAAUGCUUGGCUGAUCAUCGAGGCUGUGCCCGAGGUCCUGCAGUUGAAGAUUGAUACUCUGGCCGAGCUCGAUAAACUCGCUCCUAAGGAUUGCUACAUCGGUUCCAACAGCUCGUCUUUCAAGUCGAAGCUGAUGCUUGUUAAUGUUGCUCCCGAGCGCCACCCGAACGUCUUCAAUAUCCACUAUACUAUGCCCCCGGCCAUUCGCACCGUCGAGUUGAUGACAUCUGGUAACACCGAUCCCAAGAUCUUCCCCUACUUGGAGACUGUUCUGGGAGAGUGUGGCAUGUUGCCCGUGACUGCUCGUCGCGAAUCCACUGGAUUCAUUUUCAACCGUCUCUGGGCAGCAAUUAAGCGUGAAAUCAUGCACAUCCUCUCCGAGGGCGUCAGUGAUGCCAGGGAAAUCGAUCUCCUUUGGGAGCACAUGUUCAAGAACGGCCCUCUUCCCUGCCAGCUGAUGGACCAGAUCGGUCUGGAUACUGUCGCCUUCAUCGAGGACAACUACAUCCAGGAGAAGGGAUACGACCCCGUUCCCACCGUCGACUGGCUGCGCCGCGAAUACAUUAAUAAGGGCCGUCUUGGAAAGAAGGGCGGCAAGGGCGGUCUCUACCCUGCUGCCCCCGAGUCCUCUGCCGUCGAAGCUACCCCCGCCACCUCCCCCAGCACUGCCAAGGACAUCUACCUCUUGGAUGUCGGUCUCGGCAGCAACGCCAAGGACAUCUCCCAGGUGCACUCGAACGGCAAAAUCCUGCGUCUGAACCUUGCCACCCAAAAGUUGACCCCCGUCGUCGUUGGCCAGAACUUGCCCGAUGGAAUCGAUGUCUCACCCUCGACCAAGCGCAUCUUCUGGACCAACAUGGGCCACAGCACUGCAUCAUGUGACGGCUCCGUCUGGUCCGCCGAUCUGGAUGGCAGCAACGUUAAGUGCAUGGUCCCCGCCGGCAAGGUGCACACUCCCAAGCAGCUCGUCGCUAUCGAGUCCCGCCAGCAGAUCUACUUCUGUGACCGCGAGGGCACCGGCAUCCACCGCUGUGACUAUGACGGUACCAACCAUGUGGUUCUGCUUCAGCGCCGCGUGGACUCCAGCAUGAACCUCCUGGACCAGAUGACCAACUGGUGUGUGGGUGUCUCUGUCGAUGCUGAGCGCGGCAUCCUGUACUGGACCCAGAAGGGCCCCAGCAAGGCCGGCCGUGGUCAGAUCUUCUCUGCCGGCCUGGAUAUCCCUGCUGGCGAGACUGCCGAGAACCGUACCGAUAUCAAGCGCCUGUGGAAUAACCUGCCCGAACCUAUUGAUCUCGAGAUUGAUACUGAGACCCAGACCCUGUACUGGACCGACCGUGGUGAGCACCCCACGGGCUGCACCCUGAACCGCGCCUACGUGGGCGGUGAAGCUAGCGAUCUGGAGAAGGUCAUUCUGGCGCGUCACUUCCACGAGCCUAUUGGCCUCAAGUUGGACAAGGCCAACAACGUUGCCUAUGUGACCGAUCUCGGCGGUAGCCUGUACUCCGUGUCUCUGGAAGAUGGAGUCAAGACCGAGCUUGUGAGCAACGAUGGUAGCUACACUGGCCUCACUCUGGUGUAG
Molecule: messenger RNA, 1884 nt
Organism: Penicillium paradoxum
Lineage: Eukaryota; Fungi; Ascomycota; Eurotiomycetes; Eurotiales; Aspergillaceae
Product: Dehydrogenase multihelical
Exons: 2
Coding region: 1-1884 (627 amino acids)
Biological process (GO): fatty acid metabolic process
Molecular function (GO): oxidoreductase activity, acting on the CH-OH group of donors, NAD or NADP as acceptor; NAD+ binding
Source: RefSeq, a predicted model, not a curated record